Messenger RNA from Rhea pennata, 8950 nucleotides. RefSeq names its product RAB11 family interacting protein 5 (gene RAB11FIP5). Gene Ontology annotation, cellular component: early endosome; secretory granule; phagocytic vesicle. Lineage: Eukaryota; Metazoa; Chordata; Aves; Rheiformes; Rheidae. The coding region runs from base 1 to 4608 and encodes 1535 amino acids. The transcript is spliced from 6 exons. Gene Ontology annotation, biological process: regulated exocytosis. The record is from RefSeq and is a predicted model, not a curated record. Gene Ontology annotation, molecular function: small GTPase binding.
AUGGCCCUGCUGCGGGCGGCGGCGCUGCCGGCCGAGGGCGCCGCGGCCUGGCUGCCCACGCACGUCCAGGUGACGGUGGUGCGGGCCCGCGGCUUGCGGUGCAAGGGCGGCGGCGGCGGCAAGCCGGGCACCAGCGACGCCUACACCAUCAUCCAGCUGGGCCGCGAGAAGUACAGCACCUCGGUGGCCGAGAAGAGCCCCGGCGAGGCCGAGUGGCGGGAGGAGUGCUCCUUCGAGCUGCCGCCCGCGCCCGCCGCCUGCAGCCUGCUGCUCACCGUCAUGCACCGGGCCCUCGUGGGCAUGGACCGCUUCCUGGGCCAGGCCGUGGUGCCGCUGGAGCCCGCCCCGCACCCGGGCCGCGCGCCCGACCAGCGGUGGCACAAGCUACACUCCAAGCCUGGGAAGAAGGAGAAGGAGCGUGGUGAGAUCCAAGUGAGCAUCCAGUACACACGCAACAACCUCACGGCCAGCAUGUUCGACCUGUCCAUGAAGGACAAACCACGGUCGCCUUUCGGCAAACUGAAGGACAAGGUGAAGGGCAAGAAGAAAUACGACUUGGAGUCGGCCUCUGCCAUCAUCCCCAGCAGCAUGGGCGCCCUCGACAUGGAGGAUGACUAUGAUGUUGGGGGCAAGAAGUCCAAAGUCAAGGGCUUCUUCCUGAAGAACAAGCUUCGCAAGUCUUCCUUGACCCAGUCCAACACCUCCCUGGGAUCCGACAGCACCAUCUCUUCAGCCAGCCUGGGCAUGGCUGUAAAUGUUCCCGAGGUAACCAAAUCCCCCAGCAGACACAGCAGUCUGUCCACGGAGCACUCUGUUAAAGACUACUUGCCGUCUCCAAAAUUGACCCACAAGAGAGCGUUCAGUGACGACGUCUCCCAGGUCAGCGCAGCACCAGAGCCGAAAGCAAUCCAAAGCCUGAAGCCAAAGAACGAUCCCGUGUCUCGGUCCUCUCUCUGCAUCAACGGGAGCCACGUUUACAGUGACGAGCCUGCCCCAAAGAGCCCCGUGUCUGCCCCGCAGAGCUCCGCGCCGCUCUCCGUGCCCAGCGUCCCCAAAAGGCCGGAGGAGAGCUUUGGCUUCACUCCCCUCCAUCCUGACUCCCACGAGGUGCCUUGGGGGGUCAGCAACUUUGAGAGGAUACAGCAGAGAGACGAGCCCAGGUUCAUCCCGUCUCCUCCCAGCUUAGCCUUGCAAGAGGAGCUCAAGGUCUCCACUAAAGCCGUAACCCUCAGUAAUCAUCUGGGCAGAGCCAAGAUGGAAGAAAACAAUCGCUUAGAGGCCAAACCUACCCAAGUUGCAACACCCAUGGUCUUCUCUGCGGAGGUGACAAAAGAAAAACAUCCUGAAGAAAUGAGGAAGGAAGACAAGAAAGCUAAGGGCAGUCUCUUCCACCACACAGGCAACAAGAGCGAUGUGGGGAGCAAAGGCCAGGGAGAGAAAGUGGGACCCUCCCAUGGUUCAUCCGUCCAAGCGACGGCAGGUGGAGACGAAAGAAAUAGGACCAGCGGCUGGUUUGGUUCAAAGGAACCCAAAGAGUCUCCUCAGAAACCCAGUUUCCCGUCUGGGCCGCAUGCUUCAACAGAGGUCGCUGGGAGCUUAUAUUCCUCUGAGGAUUGCAGUCCCUCUGCCUCCCUAAGAGUUAAAGAUCCAGAGAGGGAGUCUUCAGCCAAAAGCAUUUGUGUCCCUGUUCCAGAAACUACUCCCCCAGCAGAAGGAGACCUUGCUCCUCCAGAUGAGAAACCUGCAAUUCCUCCUCCCCUCUCCGAGUGGGACGAUACUUUUGAUGCCUUUGCUACCAGCAGGCUCAAACCAGAACUGAAGAAAGAAAAUUUAUUUGCUUCUGUAGCAGUGGAGGGCAUGGCUUUCAUUGAUGAUCCAGAUGCAGGUAGUCCAACAGAAAGGUCGACUGACCUGGCUCACGAGAAUGGGGCAAAGGUAUUUGAAAAAGCUGAUUCCCAAAUUAUCAGUGAAAUGCCUGCAAGUCUACGGUCCUGGACAAAUUUCUCCAGUUUAGACGUAGGGGCGAACUUGGUGAGCACAACCCAGGAAGCAACUGUGAUAGAAGAUGUGUUGAGCCCUGUGUCUGCAGGGUCAAUGGGAAGGAGGAAAAGCAGCACACCUACAGUUUGGACAGCCACUUUUGCAUCAGGAAAUCCAGGGGAGAAGGAAGCAUCAACACAACUAACUGCUGAAAAUAUUGCCAAGGAGGAACAGGAUAGUAAGGAGGAAGAACUCACUAGUGCAGGGGAAAAUGGAUGGAUGACCAUAGCCACCGAAACGGCUUCUGAUCUGUCAGAAAGUGCCCAAAAUGCAUUUGAGAGGGAGCACAGAGAUCAGGAGAGCACAUUUGAACAACGGCCAUUCCUUAAUGAAACCAUCUUUGAAGAGAAGAGCAGUUCUCACGCUGCUACAUGCAUGCUUCCCAGAAGUAACUUCACCCCCCAGAAUCCCUCUGAAACACCUCCUGGGAGCAACAUUGCUGCCGUACCCCCACGGGUGCUUAGGAACGUGGUGGUCAAACAGUUCCCCAUGGCACCCAAGCCAGAGAAGGCACUCCAGGGUGCAGGUAGUGAAGAAGAAAUGUUUGACAUACGGACAUCAGUCUACCGGCUGCAGGCUAGCAUGCGACUAGAGGCCAGAGAAAGUCGUAUAAAAGUCAGCCCAGACGUUCUUGAGGGACACACGUUCCCCUCUCCACAGACUGAUAUCCAAGAGAGGGAGGGGACGGCAGCUGGCCCGGAUGUGCCAAUGGCUGCACCACCCCCCAAACCUCCGCGGCGGUUCGCAACCAUGGACAGCAGAGAGGAAGGUGAGGAGGACACUCCCAACCUGCAGCUGGAGCUGCAAGGCGAUGAGGACAAGCAGGAAAGUGCAGAGGGCCCCAAAGUGGAAACAGAGCUGCCAGGGGCCCAGUUGAGCUGUGAGCCCACUGUCCCAGGAUCUCCCAGCCUGCUUGCACUCAGCACCAUGGGAACUGAACCUGGGAGUGAGUUUCCAAUCACCAAAGAUGCCAGCUCUGCUGCUGAGGACUUGGCGGCUAAUUUGGAGGCAAGAGCUCCUGAGCUGGCAAAACGGAACAACUCUUUGGGGGAAAACCCGUUGGAGAGAAGUAAGACUGAUGUGGCUGAGCAGUUUGAGACUUGCCCAUCGAAAUUCUCCCUCAAUGGGUUAGACCUGUCAGGUGCUGAUGGGAACUCCAGCCAGCCAAGCUUAUCUGCAGUAAUUGGGGCCGCCCAGCCGCAGCCACUCACCUCGAUACACUCCUCUGGGCCGGCAGACGGUGCCAAGUGGCUGGCUGCCCCAGAGCAGGAGCUGUUCCCUGAGAAGCUCAUUCCCUCAGGACUAAUCCCAUCUUCUGAAGUAGACUCAGGCCAACCGGAAUUCUUCUGGACGGCUCUGGAGGAGCCGGCGGGUCGCCCUCCAGGCCCCAGCAAGGCUGCUCGACCUGAAAGGUUAGCGCAUGGGGAGAGUCUGCCCCAGCUGGAGAUGGAGAUGGUGUGGGGAGACAGUGAGGGGCAGUGCGGGCUAGCAGCCGGCCCCAGCAAGCGAGCAGGAGGCCAGCGUGAGCCUCACAGCCCUGAGGUGGUGGCGGGCCCUCCCCAGGAGGCAGAGGAGGGCAGGCACUCGUCUAGUGAGCCCGAGGGGCCACCGGGGCCAUGGUGUAGGUGGUCAGCAGACUGCAGGAUAGACUUCAAGAAGGCUGAUUUCUGGCAGCCAGAUAGAGCAGAGAAGAGGAGUGAGCAGGAUGCUUUGGCCUUGGGCAAUCCUUUUGCUUCCGCAGUCAGCCUAAAUACCCCAACAAAUCCCUUUGUGGAAAAGCCACCAGACACCCUCCCUGUUCGAGCUGUACUACCCGAAAGGCCUGGUCAGGGAGGCUUCAGCUUCACAGACCUCCAUGAGGAAGCUCUUCAGCAAGGCUUCCAGCUCACUAACCUCCCCCAGGACCAUCUAGGCAAGCCUCCUUUCCUGCAUGACAGCCAGCCUUUGGCCUUCUCCACCCCUUUCCCCGUGGCUGCAACUAACCCUAAACAGUUUGAUUUCCCUUCCCCUGUUGCGUGCCCCACAAGUAGUGAGGUCCCUGCCGUGACCAGCCACGCAGCAGCCCAGCCCUGCCCUUUGCUGCAGUCCGGUGACACACAAGCUUCAGCGCUCGUGGUUUUGCCCAGGGAGACACAGCCAGCUGAGAAGCCCUUUUUCCAGCAGACAACCAGUCCUCAUCCAGUGAAACCAAUAAGUGCUGCAGUGCAGGAGGUCUCCAGUGAGAAGAAGCAGCACAGGUCCAGCCUGACAACUGCGCUGAGCAGUGGCCUGGAGAAGCUGAAAACAGUUACCACGAGCAGUGUCCAGCCCAUGGCACAGUUCUCUCAUCCAGAAAAAACAGACUCAAAGAAGUUAAAGGAUCCCACCUUACCAGACCAGUCAGCCAAGUAUUAUCACUUGACCCAUGAUGAACUCAUCCAGCUCCUGCUGCAGAAGGAGAAGGAACUUAGCAAGAAGGAGGAACACAUCCAUGAACUGGAGAAUUACAUUGACCAGCUGCUGGUGCGCAUCAUGGAACAGUCUCCCACACUUCUCCAGAUCCCGCUGGGGGAUGGAAAGACCAAGUAACCUCUCUGCAGAGACCAGCAUCACUUGCCUAGGGCACUUCUCCAAUAAACACGCUACAAACAUCCCUGCACUCCCCCCUCCUCUUACAAGAGGGCUCCAAUGGCUUAAGUUUGCAGAGUUUAGCAGGAAAGGUUAUCUGCUCCUUCCCAGUCCAAGCUUUCCCUUGCUCUGGCUCUAGGGAACUGUAGGGUGAUGGGCUGUCCUCCACCCAAUGGGGAGGAGCAGAGUCCUCCCCAGGAGGCCAGUACCUCCGUUGGUUCCUGUCAUUGUGACCAAGUGGCAUCUUCUUAGGCACUCAUCCUGCUAGUGCUUUAAGUGGUUCAUGGAUGUUUAGGAGUCAGAAACUGGCCGCCUAGCCCUUGUCUUCAUCCUGCUACUGCUGCUCUUCCUGCCCACCCUCCUCCACAUCUCUGAAAUGGUAUAUCCUGGCUGAUGGACAGGGUUAAACUAGUUGAUGCUGUAUUGAGGAUACUUAAACUUGGCAAUGGCCUAGCCGCAUGUUACUGUCCACUGAGGAUGCUGGGCAGGGUAGCUAGGGGAAGAGACUGUUGGAUGCCUCUUUUCCUUCCUGUCCCAUGUGUCAUACCCCAUAUUGAAGGGUCUCCAUCUGAAGAGCCAGCUUCUCUUUGUACCUGACCAUGUUUGAGAUGCUACAGAAAGUGACAGUGUUGGAAUUGGAGGCCAUAAAGGACUUAAGCCAGUGUCACUGCCUGAUUGUGAGCUGUGUCGGUACCCUCACUGCGUGCAUGCAGAUUUGUGACGCUGCCUUAGUUAUUCAGCUCAAAACUAAAUUCAUAAUCUGGAGGAAGGGCCAGUGGUGGUUUGUGCAAUGUCAGUAUGGUAGAAGCUCUUCUCUAACACCACUCAACCCAUCACCAGGCUGGCUGGCACCAGUAUGCACUGGGGAAUCCCAUAUGUAUAAACCACAGCUGAAUUUUCUACUCAGUAUUACACUCCCCCUUUCCUGUGUUCACAGGGAUUGCUUUUCACUAGCUACCCCAUCCUCUCCACCACUGACUUUGUGUUGACUUUCUUAAUGCAACAGGAAAAUGCCAUAAGGACAGAAGCUAGUGGGAAAGGAAGUCUGACUGCCCAGCAAUCCAUCCCUCUGUGCAUGACAUCCUGUUAAGCCAGACAUCCAUCAAAUACGUGAGAAUACAUUCUGUAAAAUCUAGCAAUUCAGUAAAAGAUGUAGAUCAUCUAAAAGCCAGUAUUAAUAACAUGGCUAGGAUUACAUCAAAUCUGCACACCAACAUCAGGCCUCUGAUGACUUGGGCCCACUAUUAGAUGGUUGAGGCCAGCUGUCAGGAGUUGAAUGCUUCUUGCUACUAACUGUUGAGCAGCCAUAUCAAGCCUUCUGAUUUACUUGGUUUAAUAAUUGCAGGUGAUGUUAGUUUGAGGUUGACAAGUGAUGCUUCUGGCCAUGUGGGAGUAGAGUGUAGCUUUUGAUUUGGAGAUGCUGUUGAAGCAUAUGUAAAGGAAGCAGCUCCCUCUCUUGCUCUGUCUGCUUUUGGCUGAAAGGAUCAGUUGCUGUAGGACUUGAGCUGUCUUUACAUGUAGGACACCUUCUCUCUCCUGUAGAUCUUCAAAAGUUACUUGAUUUUGUUUAAAGCUCUAUAUUCUUUUCUCAUUAUCUGUUUCAACAUAGACCGUGACUAAAAAAUUGUGCCUUUUGCAAUAGAAUAAGGGGAAUUUUCUACAAAAAAAAAAAAGGCUCUAAAAAUCCAAUUCUCCAUUCAGGGUAACUCAGUUUGACCAGCUUUUGUUUCUCUGCUAAUUUGAGAGGAGUGAGUUUAUUUUUAGAAGCAGUUAGCAGAGCCUUCCUAUCUCUAAUUGCAAUUUUGUGAUUUUGGUCCUUGGCAAGAAUGCAAGUGACAUGGGAGAUACAUAUAUUAAAAGAUGACAUGGAGGGAAGAGCAUGGCAAAUGUUCCAAGAUAAAAUACAGCUGAAUAAAGACAGUAUUGGGUCAUACUCAAAGUAUGAGAUUAGAGAGGGCUGUUGGAGUAAGGAGUAUCAGUUUAAAAAGAGAUUUGGCAUUAUUGGUAACGUUUGGUCAUAUCUAGCCUGUGGACCACUGUAUGAGAAGGAGGCUCUGUUUGUGCCUCAGAUAGAGGGGACUUAUGUUCUGGUGUAAGGGCCUGUAUUUGUCCCUCUUUGUAUAAAGUACCAAGAACUACUUGUUGCCUAUACAAUCAAAGGAUCUCCUGACCUGAGAACUGAGUUCCCUUUCUGAGUGUUUAUCUCUUGUGGAGAAUCCUUCUUUUUACCUAAAACCAGGCAGGGAGGCAUUGUGGAAAGCUAGAAAGCAGUACAGUGUCAGAAUAGCCAUGUAGCAUGGGAAGGAAGGCUAGGAGAAGGGGUGGCCGCAACAAAAGACAAAAAUACUGAGCUGCACGGGCUUAUGUCAGACGGACCUUAUUAAGAGGGGAGGUGUAGAGCUGAAAUACCAUAUGAGAACCAGUUGUCCUUGCUGGCUCUCCAUUCUCUGCAGAACAGCUGCUUCCCUGGACUUCUCCCUCAUGAAUGGUCAACAGUGGGAGAUGCCUCAGGCCAUCUUUUAAACUGCUCUUCCAACCUGCAAAGUAGAAGAAACGCCUUUGAGACCAAAUCAGGGUGCCAGCAGCACCCCAGUCCUCUCCCCUUGGAUGCCUUUGGGGCCGUUUGCCUCCUGGCUGCUCUUGUGAGGUUUUUGUUGUGGUUAUGUCUCCUUCUGAGGAUGACUGUAUUGUAGGUGCUCCCCACACACAAGUGCCAAUGUUUUUAAGAGCUUGCUACACCUCCUCCCUGCCUCUUGCCUUCCCUCUCUCUCUCUCUCUCUCUCUCUCUCUCUUCCUUUACAUUUAACUGCCUCUGUAAGCCCCUCUCUGCCUUAGUCAGCUCUCUGCCUUUUUUCCAAAGCUUGAAUGUAUUACACUUUAUAUAUUCAAGUUUAUCUCAGAGCUACAGAAGACUGUAUCAGGUGUAUGGCCUUUUCAGCAAUAUGAGUCUCCUUCCUGUGACCUGCUUUCCGUGCGUCACAACAGAGCGGUGUGGUCCCUGGACUGCCUUUCACCACCGGAAUCUGCUCCAUGUCAGACGUGGUUAGAAAGCCAGCAAAGCAAGUUGGGCCGAAAUGCUCACACCUCAACUUUAUAAUAGCAGAGCAUCUCCAAAGGAUGCGGUGGGUCAUCCACAGUCAUGGUGGUGGGAUACAACAUGGGUACCUUAGCUUCUCACGUUAGACAGGGGCUGUGGGGAAAAAAAAGAGUGAUAAUGACAGCCAAGGCUUCCAUGAUGUUUCAUGUCUGUCCUAGAGCGUGUGGAAGUCCAGAGGUAUCUAUGAAUGACAACUGUGUUUAGCAAAGGACAUCUUUAAAGAUGCUGUUGGCUUUGUUCUCUUGUUUCUUCACCCUACUGUGCUGUAAUCUUUUUCCCCUCCAAACAGUUUUUAUUCUCUGCAUAAGCACAAACAAGGCUUGACUAUACCACGGAAUAACAUUGAAGACAGAGUCUACCUGUGUAACUUUUUUUGUUAAAACCUCUAAGUUACCAGAAAAGGAGCACCUAGACAUCUUCUUUUAGAGAGGGAGCAAAAUAAAGAGUUGGGGAAAAGGUUCUAAAGUUUAACAUUUCUCAUGUCUCAAAUCCACAUUUAGUGAUUUAUUUGCAGAAACAGGGAGAUGAACAGUACUUUUCUCAAUGUGCAAGACAACACCUGGAAUGAUGUUGCUCUUUGCUGAGCCAAAUGAAACUAUUUUAAUGAAGCUGCCUGUGCUGGUAGCAGCUUUUCAGUGGUGCCAUUUUAAACAAGGCAAUUGCAAUAAAUCUGUAUUUUUGUCUUGCAUCUCGAUCUGUCCUUCACUUUCCACAUUCAAACUGUUUCAUAGCUUUUCUGCAGUAUGCUAAUAGUCACAGCUGUGCUCUGCUUUUGUUGUCUGCUCCCCAUCUUUUUUUUUUUUUUGAUUUUAAAGAACUCUGGUCAUGUGAUUUAUUUUUGUCUUUAUUAGCUCUUCUGACCCAGAGUUACAAGGAGGGACAGAAGAAAAGCCAAAUUAUAUCCUGAAACUGGAAAAAAUCUGAAGGGAUAUGGAUACUGAACAGUGUCUUGUAAACUCAGCAUUAUGACUUGUCUGUGAAGAAACAGGAGUUUGUUUUGUGUUAUAAACGUGGGGUGGAAAAACAUCCUGAAACUGGAGGGAGAGGUGUUGGGGUGUUUGGGGUUGUUGGUUUCCCUGUACUUCAUGUAUGCAGGAAGUAGGUUCUGUGUGUUUCAUGUUUUAAUAGUAGCAACUAAUGUUUAUAAAGCUUGUUAUUUACGUUUUAAGCACUUUAAAAAAAUAAAAGUUGUUCAAGCUGUUCCUA